AUGCCAGCCUCGCAGCGACGGCCAACUUUCCUCGAACUCCCUGUAGAGAUCAAGCAACCGCUAGUGUCAUGGGCAACCUAUUGCCUCGUCCUCUCCACGCCCAGCGCGUGGGUGAACGUCCAUUCGCCCAUUACCUCCCCCGAAGGCUGGUCCUCGCUGCGAAAGAAGAUCCUACGACAUGCGAAACUAUCCCGGAACAUGGAGAUGUCUUUCCACCUCACUGUUGAACCAUCGGCAGGCCGAAUCAGCAAAAAGCAGAGCAACCGCAUAAUGCACGCCAUCCUCAGCACGAAUCACUGGUGGAAACUCGUUUUCGAGUUGAACUCGGAUGAGAACUACCAUACGUGGAUCCUCUCGUGGUUGCACAAGUUUGCUAGCGGUCCACACGGAGCAUCUCUCCAUGGUGUGCGCCAUUUCGAGCUGAGCUUUCCGACGGGCCGCAUUACUCCCCAACUCACGUUCGAGGACAACGUUAUCCCUCGAGCUUUCCCUGGUCUGGAGACGUUCAUCAUCAACACUCUCGGGCCAAUAGACGACGGUUCGAACUUUCUCAGACGCCAGGUCACACCCUUGAUACUGCUGCUUGAUGUCGUCGACUUCCUAUGCGUGCCAAGAGUUGUAUCCGAUAUCCCCGCCCGCCGCUCCAGGCUGACCAAACUAAAGCUCAAAGAUCACGGCCUCUGGGAUACGGCUCUUCAACUGUCGAUGAUCAGGCUCCCUACCCUCACUUGGUUGGAACUCGAAUGCCAAGAAACAGUCCCCCUGAUUGCCCAGUUUGUACAGGAUUCCAACUGCCAGCUUCGCCAUCUUACGCUCAGAAACGUUAAACUCAGCGACGAGGCAAUUGGGGCACUACUAUCCACCUUGCCCGAUAUCGAAUCUCUGGAGCUCGUCGUCCGAUACAAUUUCAAUGGCUCCCUCUUCCAACGACUGAUGAAGAGCCCCGAGAUUGCUCCUAACCUGCAAAGACUCGUCGUGUUGGCUUUAAGCCGCCUUAAGCUCGGUAAUGAAGGCGCCCUCAGUGAAUUUCACGACUUCGCCGCCCGUCGAAAGUUGAAGUUCGUCUUUUCAGCGAACAGUUUCGUUUCGAAGUAA
This is a messenger RNA of Coprinopsis cinerea okayama7#130, 1095 nucleotides long. RefSeq lists its product as hypothetical. Lineage: Eukaryota; Fungi; Basidiomycota; Agaricomycetes; Agaricales; Psathyrellaceae. Bases 1 to 1095 code for a protein of 364 amino acids. The transcript has 3 exons. The record is from RefSeq and is a predicted model, not a curated record.